AUGGCAGUCACAUUGUAUAACCCUAAAUCUGAAUCUGGGUUGAAGAAACUUGAUGAGUACCUUCUAACCCGCAGUUACAUCACCGGGUACCAAGCAUCAAAGGAUGAUAUCACUGUCUAUUCAGCUUUGGCAUCAGUUCCAUCGGAGGAAUAUGUCAAUGUUGCUAGGUGGUACAAGCACAUUGAUGCUUUGUUGAGAAUUUCUGGUGUUUCUGGCGAGGGAUCUGGUGUCAUUGUGGAAUCUUCUCUUGUGGCGGAAGAUGCUAUUGCCACUCCUCCAGUUGCCGACACAAAGGCCACUGAAGCUGAGGAUGAUGAUGACAGUGAUGUGGAUUUGUUUGGUGAAGAGACUGAGGAAGAGAAGAAGGCAGCUGAGGAACGGGCAGCAGCCGUGAAGGCUUCUGGCAAAAAGAAAGAGAGUGGAAAAUCAUCUGUAUUGUUGGAUGUUAAGCCAUGGGAUGAUGAAACUGACAUGAAAAAGCUUGAAGAAGCAGUGAGAUCUGUUAAGUUGGAUGGCUUGUUAUGGGGUGCAUCCAAACUUGUUCCUGUUGGGAUUAUCUUACCGUUGAGCCCAUCAAUGAGUAUGUCCAGAGUUGUGACAUUGUUGCCUUCAAUAAAAUAUAAUCUGCUAUUUAUGUGA
Vicia faba (fava bean) is the source of this 639-nucleotide messenger RNA. NCBI's taxonomy places the organism in Eukaryota, Viridiplantae, Streptophyta, Magnoliopsida, Fabales, Fabaceae. The record is from the annotation of a GenBank genome assembly.